AUGUAUGUGAAAUGGUUUGAUACAGUAAUGUUUUACUAUGUUAUUUUAGUGAAUUUAGUGAAUGUCACUUUUACAACUUUCAAAUUUCCCGCUAGUUCCGUUCCCCAUACGUCCCGGCGUCACAGGGAACGGAACGCAGAAGACAGAUGAUGUCAUCGGCUGGAGGACAUUGCCGGGGACACUGCAGGAGGGGCAUCGCGGGAGCGCAGGACAAGGUAAGAGAAGAACAGAUCCCAUGCAAGGUAUUCCCGAGUGUAGCUCGGGGUUACCGCUUGUGCUACACUCGGGAAUACCGCCAGGGAGGUUA
This is a messenger RNA of Staurois parvus, 307 nucleotides long. NCBI's taxonomy places the organism in Eukaryota, Metazoa, Chordata, Amphibia, Anura, Ranidae. The record is from the annotation of a GenBank genome assembly.